CUUCCUGCUUCCAAUCUCAAAACAGUUGUGUGAUUUCCUGAGGAUUCUGUUGCUGGAGCUAGGGAUAAAAGUUCAUUUAUACACACAACAACCUGCAAGUCCAGUUUCUGUUCUCUCCUUCUGCCUUCCCCUUCCCCCACUUUGAACCAGAGUAGCCAAAUUGAGGCGUGCUUUAAACAGCUUGAGGACUGAUCUGAAAGAGGAAGAAGAAUUUGUAUACAUUGGCUAGCAUAUGUGCCCUGCCCUCCUCUCCUCUUGAAAAUAGCAACAACUCAUCUUUUCAAAGAAGUUUGCCUAAAAGAGCAGGCAUAGUGUGAAUGGUGUUUACUUUCAGGACCUCCAGGGUAUUCAAAUUUACUGUACAGCUGACCAGCAAUGAUUAGCUUUCCAAGGGACGGAUAGAUUGGAUUUACUGAAGACCUCGAGCUUACUUCUGAGAGUGAAUGCAAAAGACCCUAAAUUGUCAACCUUGAAGUUAACAGGUUAUGAAGAAUGGUGACCAUACUGCCAGAAUAUGUUGUUAUUUGUUAUAAAACAAAGGAGCUUAGGCUUCAUCUGAUAUUAUAUCAUAAGAAGUGCUGACCACUAGCCAAGAACAUUCGUGAAGGGUACUGCAGUGCCAGAAAGAGGCACCAAGAAGACUCUCCUAGAGAAACAUGGAUGGAGUUGGAAAUCUGACAGUAUCUUCUUCCAGUAGUAAUGCAUGCAAUGACACUAUUGAUGAUUUCCGAAAUCAAGUGUAUUCCACCUUGUACUCUAUGAUCUCUGUUGUGGGCUUCUUUGGCAAUGGCUUUGUGCUCUAUAUCCUCAUAAAAACAUAUCAUGAGAAGUCAGCCUACCAAGUAUACAUGAUUAAUUUAGCAGUAGCUGAUCUACUGUGUGUGUGCACACUACCUCUCCGUGUGGUCUAUUAUGUUCACAAAGGCAUUUGGCUCUUUGGUGACUUUUUGUGUCGCCUCAGCACCUACGCCUUGUAUGUCAACCUCUAUUGUAGCAUCUUCUUUAUGACAGCCAUGAGCUUUUUCCGGUGCAUUGCAAUUGUUUUCCCAGUCCAAAAUAUUAAUUUGGUUACACAGAAAAAAGCCAGGUUUGUGUGUGUUAGUAUUUGGAUUUUUGUGAUUUUGACUAGUUCUCCAUUUUUAAUGUCCAAAUCUUACAAAGAUGAGAAAAAUAAUACCAAGUGCUUUGAGCCCCCACAGGACAAUCAAGCUAAAUAUUAUGUCUUGGUCUUGCAUUAUGUGUCAUUAUUUUUUGGAUUUAUCAUUCCUUUCAUUAUUAUAAUUGUCUGUUACACGAUGAUCAUUUUGACCUUACUAAAAAAAUCAAUGAAGAAAAAUCUGUCAAGUCGUAAAAAAGCUAUAGGAAUGAUCAUAGUUGUGACAGCUGCCUUUUUGAUCAGCUUCAUGCCGUAUCAUAUUCAACGUACCAUUCACCUUCAUUUUUUACACAAUGAAACAAAACCCUGUGAUUCUGUCCUUAGAAUGCAAAAGUCAGUGGUCAUAACCUUGUCUCUGGCUGCAUCAAAUUGUUGCUUUGACCCUCUACUAUAUUUCUUUUCAGGGGGGAACUUUAGGAGAAGGCUGUCUACAUUUAGAAAGCAUUCUUUGUCCAGCAUGACUUAUGUACCCAAGAAGAAGACCUCCUUGCCAGAAAAAGGAGAAGAAAUAUAUAAAGAAUAGUUUAAGCCCAUUUUUGAUGAUUCCCAAAUCACUAUUUUCUCAAAUCAUUCACAAUAAAAAUAAGAACUUCCAUUAAUAAUUUACACUUACUUGACUUAAUGUGUACCUAUAAAUUUAUCUAAUUUAUGAAUUCACAUUAUUAGAUGUCCUAAAGAUAUUUUUAGUGUUAAAAUUCAAUUCAAGUCUAUAAACUAAAUUAUAAAUGAGUUUCUGAGCUUUCAGCUAAAGAUGGACAAAAUUUGUAUCUUGGCACUGUAAAAAAUAGGUCUGAGAUUAAAGUUUUCCCUCUCAAAUAAAAGUUUUACCAAGGUAAGAACUGGCUUUUUAAGAUAUAAAUUUAGCUAAUAGUUCUCAGUGAUCCUAACAUAUUUCUUUGCAUGCAUGCCAACAGAUGAGAACUGGAGUGAGCCAGGAGCUACAUAAAAUGUACUAUCACCCUCUUUCUUUGUAGCACUGAUUAGCUAGGAAAGUAUGGCCAUUUCUUUCCCUCAAGAAGAUGAUCACAUGUUAGAACAGCCUAGUCUUCAGCCAAAUGGCCCUAAAGUCUCCAUUCAAUGUACAAUCUGGAAACUGAGGAAGGUAAACCUGAUCAAAAGCUAGUUUGUCUCCAAUUUUCUUCUGCUUCUGCCUUAGGCUUCCAAAAGUGAAUAGUGGGGUUUUUGUUGCUCACUGAGAUUCUUUUAGGGUACUCUCUCCCUAAACAAGGUGCAAUCCUUCCUUAAUAAAGCAGAUGACUGGCACUACCAUAUAAUAACAGAAAUAAUUUAAAAUUUAUCUAAAAAAGAGGAAAGGAAAUCUAUUUUCUACACACUUAUUAUUGGAACCACAAUGAACUGCAAUGAGUCUCUGAAUAAAAAUUUGAAUGUUGAUAUUGCAAAUUUUAAGAAGUACUUACAUUUAUGCAUAUUGUAUAAACUAUAUGUAAGAAAUUUUGCUGUAUGCAUUUACGAGUGGAAGUUUGUUAUAAGGUUUGUUAUAUUUUAUGCUUUUUACUUUUAUUAGCAUGUUGACAGGAAUACCAAAGAUAUACUUACAGUGGUUUUUAUGUUAUAGUGGAAGCUUUCUUCUUAAAAUAGCAACAGCUUGAUUAUGGCUGAAAUAUAAUAUUUAUGAGCAAGUUUUUGUCGAAGUGUAGUCUGUUCCUUAAUUCUGUGUUUCAAAAAGUGCGUUAUCUCAGAGGAAAUGAUAAUGUUGAAAAAAAUAAAAGCUAGGAUACAAGUUCUA
Molecule: messenger RNA, 2903 nt
Organism: Bubalus bubalis (water buffalo)
Lineage: Eukaryota; Metazoa; Chordata; Mammalia; Artiodactyla; Bovidae
Gene: CYSLTR1
Product: cysteinyl leukotriene receptor 1
Exons: 4
Coding region: 657-1679 (340 amino acids)
Biological process (GO): G protein-coupled receptor signaling pathway
Cellular component (GO): plasma membrane
Molecular function (GO): leukotriene receptor activity
Source: RefSeq, a predicted model, not a curated record